Molecule: messenger RNA, 929 nt
Organism: Cimex lectularius (bed bug)
Lineage: Eukaryota; Metazoa; Arthropoda; Insecta; Hemiptera; Cimicidae
Exons: 2
Coding region: 235-888 (217 amino acids)
Source: RefSeq, a predicted model, not a curated record
UUAUUAUAUCUAGUAAUAAAAUGAAUUUGUUACCAUGGUGUUCACUCAGUAAACACAUGAAACACUCUGAGAACAAAAAAUGAACAAAAUCAAAACAUUUUGAAGAAUACUACAGAUUUACAAGCAAAAUGGACCUGUCCAGAGUUGUGACAAGUUGAUGCUUGUUCUAUAACCUGACAAGUGCAGUUUUCAUGAACAUGAAAAAUUUAUUUCAUUCCUAAAUCUUUCUAAUUUAUGGAAAAUCCUGAAAUAAGCCAAAUGGAGGAUAUCCGGGUAUUACGAAGAUCCGAAUCCACCCUAAGUCUUGGAGUAAGUAAAGUACUAAGCACAGAAAACUGGAGAAUGGUACGCGGCUUGGAACCAGUAGUACUUCGUGCUGAAUCUGACAUGUCAAAGGAAUCGCUUAUCAUUUGCGAUGAAGAGUCAAAAGGGAAUAAGGCGGAGACCGACCUUCUCACGUUCAGCAAAAUGAAUCUUUUUCACGUAAACGACUCUUUCGCCCACAUAAAACUGUCCGAAAUGAGACGCUUCAACAAAAUGAGGAAGAAGAAAAAGAGCUACUUUCAAGGUUCAAAACAGGUUGAAAUGAAUGUCGAAGAUGACGAAGAAAUGGAAGAUUUUAUACAUAAAGAUUUUGAGUCCACCACAGUCAUAUUCGACGGCUUGUCAGAUGCUGAGAGCACCAGCAGUGAAAUAAAUGAAUGCUUUAAACCUGUUGUGAAAGGAAAGCAAAUCGGUUCAGAAAUAAUAAAAACUAGUUCUGAUUGUAAAGCAGCGAUAGAUAAAAAAAUAGUGCAAAUUCAUUUCUCCCUGGUUUCAUGGAUUAUUCAGUUAUUUCAGUUGUUUAUUUCAUUUAUAACAAAAACAUUCUCAUCGAGAGAACUAUGAAUUCACAUUUAAAUACAAGAACAUUUUAAUCUAUUUCACAA